Molecule: messenger RNA, 1534 nt
Organism: Macadamia integrifolia
Lineage: Eukaryota; Viridiplantae; Streptophyta; Magnoliopsida; Proteales; Proteaceae
Product: F-box protein FBW2-like
Exons: 3
Coding region: 198-1022 (274 amino acids)
Source: RefSeq, a predicted model, not a curated record
CUGUUCCUCUUCUUUUCCAUGCGUAGUGCGUUGCCUUUUGCUUUCCUCUUGGAUUUUCUUCUCGCUGAAGGAAAACUUUCGCCUUUGACCUCUUUUAAUUCUUGUUGUUCUUGUGAUCACAAUGCACAGAGUUGGGUAGCUGUUUUACUCUCUUGCUGCUCCUUUUUCCCUCUCAGGUGGAAAGACCGAAAGAUUAGAUGGAGGGAGGCGAAAUUCGGUGUUGGGACGAGCUAAUCCCAGAUGCGCUCGGGUUAAUCUUCAGCAAAUUAUCUCUGAAGGAGAAAUUAACUGUGAUUCCAAGGAUUUGCAAACCAUGGAGUAAAGCACUGAUGGGGCCUUACUCUUGGCAAGAGAUCGACAUUGCACAGUGGUGCUACGACCAUUAUCAGCCUGAGCUACUGGAUCGAAUGCUUCGAAUGCUGAUCGGAUUCUCUGGUUCCCCUCGGGAGCUUUCUGUAUAUAAUAUACCUAACGAUGCCAUCUUCUCCUUCAUCGCAGACCAUGCCGGUUCCCUUGAGACCUUGCAGAUUCCGUACAGCCAGAUAAGUGAUUCAAUAGUGGAAAAGGUUGCAGGGAGAAUGUGUGCCAUCACUUUCUUGGACCUGAGCUACUGUUAUAACAUUGGCCCUCGUGCUCUUGAAGCAUUUGGCAGGAACUGUAGAUUGCUUUCGGGCUUGAGAAGGGCAAAGGGUUCAUUUUGUUCGGUCAACGAGGAAGCUCACGCCAUUGCAACAACAAUGCCCGAGCUCAAACAUCUUGAAAUAAAUUACAUGCUCAUCACAGCUGAAGGGGUUUUUGACAUUAUCUCUGGCUGCCCAAAACUUGUAUAUUUGGAUGUGAGAAACUGCAGGUAUUCGAAAGUCUCUGAAAAGUUCCUCAAAGAGAAAUACCCUGGGCUGAAUGUGCCGCUUUAUUACUUCUAUGAUGAAAUUACUUUUGAGAAUCUGCCAACGACUUUCUCAUCUGUUGUGUUAGAAAUGGAUGUUGAGGAAGAUAUGUGGGACUACGAUGAAGAUCUCUAAUGGAGUUGGUUUUUGAUGGUGCAGAUCAAGAUUGGGCAGCUUUAUUAGAGUGUGAUCUGGAUGAAUUAAUAGACUUCAGCUUAAAUCUCUUUACUGGUGUUGUUACUUGUUACUACUACUCUACUAGUAUAGUAUGCAACUUUUCUUAUGCUUUGGCCUUUGGUAGAAGUGGACGUUGCUCUUCAAUUCCCUUUCUCCAGUGUUUUGGUUUUUUAGAAACAGAACAGAACAGAAUGGUCGAAGAUGAUCUCCUCAAAACUUGGUGACUGAUCAGGACACCACAUACCAUUCUGAAGUUGGGGGCCAAGUCCCACAUUGGAACCUUAUAAAGGGCAAAUAUGUUAUUCCAUAAGAGGGAGAAGAAGAGAGACAGGGAUGGGCUAGCAUACGCUAAGUAACUAGCAAGUGUGAAAAUAUUGCAUGCAGUGUCCCAUGCUGAAUAUGCUCACGCGCCGAUGUGCAUCUGCAGAUAAUCGAUCUCUUGCCUAAUAGAAAUUUCUGCCUUUUCUCUA